CAAACACACACACAACAUAUCAACGCCCUAUAUUACUCGAUCACACGAUAUCCAUUGCCACGUGUACGACGAUUAUCCCUGAUGAAUGAAUUCUCUCCUCUUCUCAUCUCUUCUGGCAGAGACAGAAUCCCCACUCCCCAGUCUCUGCCAGAGACUCCCCAGUUCAUCCCCAGUUCUCCUCUCGUAAACCCUAAUUCUCUAGAAGCCUCUUCCGAUUCACUUCUACAAAGAAGGAGAGACAGAGACAUGGUGAUCGAAGUCUCCUCCAAUGGCGACUUACAACCUCACCAUCAACAUCACAAUCACCAUCACCAUCACCAGCAGCAGCAACAGAUGAUUCUCGGCGACAGUAGCGGAGAAGACCUCGAAGUGAAAGCUCCGAAGAAGAGAGCGGAGACUUGGGUCCAGGAAGAGACUCGGAGUCUGAUCAGUUUUCGCCGCGAUGUUGAUGGUUUCUUCAACACUUCCAAGUCGAACAAACACUUGUGGGAACAGAUCUCGGCCAAGAUGAGAGACAAAGGGUUCGAUCGAUCGGCGACUAUGUGUACAGACAAGUGGAGGAACCUGUUGAAGGAGUUCAAGAAGGCUAAGCACCUAGAUAAGACUAGUGCUUCGGCCAAAAUGUUGUAUUACAAGGAGCUCGAGGACUUACUCAGAGAUAGGGGCAAGAAUGGUCUGUAUAAGGGUCCAAGUUCUUCAAAAAUUGAUUCGUUUAUUCAGUUUUCUGAUAAAGGUCUUGAGGAUGGCAAUAUCCCAUUUGGUUCAGUGGAAGCUAGUGGCCGGUCAACGGUGAACCUUGAAAGAUCUUUAGAUCAUGAUGGUGACCCGCUUGCCAUUACCACAGCUGAUGCAGUUGCAGCCAGUGGAGUACCCCCUUGGAACUGGAGAGAAACCCCUGGAAAUGGUGGUGAGGGAAACUCUGCUUAUGGUGGGAGGGUCAUAGCAGUGAAGUGGGGUGAAUACACUAGAAGGAUUGGUAUUGAUGGAACUGCAGAUGCAAUAAAGGAGGCAAUCAAGUCUGCUUUUCGCUUACGAACUAAACGGGCAUUUUGGUUGGAGGAUGAGGAUAAUGUCAUUCGGAGUCUUGACAGAGACAUGCCUUUGGGCAAUUACACUCUUCACCUUGAUGAAGGAAUCUUGAUAAAAGUAUGCCUGUAUGAUGAGUCUAACAGCAUGGCAGUUCGUGCCGAAGACAAAACUCUGUAUACUGAAGAUGAAUUUCGGGAUUUUCUCAGUCGUAAUGGCUUUAUAGGUUUGAGGGAGAUAAACGGGUAUAGAACCUUUGAUAAUUUGGAUGAUCUUAGGCCUGGUGCAAUGUACCAAGGGGUGAGACUUCUUCUGGGUGACUAAAGCUUUGUCAUCUAGUCUUGGAGCAAAGGGCUUAAAUUCAUUCCUUAAAAUUGGUUUUAUGCUCUUUUUUGCCUCCUUCAAAUCUCAUGAACUGUUCUCUCUCUCUCUCUCUCCCUCUCUCUCUCUCCUAUGCUGUAAAUUCCAUACCAUCUGUGUUAAUAUCAUGAAUAUAUGCGAUGUGGUUCUUAGGUGGGUGUCUUGUA
Molecule: messenger RNA, 1553 nt
Organism: Camellia sinensis
Lineage: Eukaryota; Viridiplantae; Streptophyta; Magnoliopsida; Ericales; Theaceae
Product: trihelix transcription factor GT-1
Source: RefSeq, a predicted model, not a curated record